Erigeron canadensis is the source of this 3177-nucleotide messenger RNA. Its product is annotated as protein GRAVITROPIC IN THE LIGHT 1. The record is from RefSeq and is a predicted model, not a curated record. NCBI's taxonomy places the organism in Eukaryota, Viridiplantae, Streptophyta, Magnoliopsida, Asterales, Asteraceae. Gene Ontology annotation, biological process: response to red or far red light; negative gravitropism. The transcript is spliced from 2 exons. Bases 170 to 1633 code for a protein of 487 amino acids.
CAAGGCACCAUUUCACAUUUUCACUCUUCACUUUCUCUCUCUCUCUCUCUAACCCACCACCUCCUCAAAUCAUCAGAACAUUUAUACAUAUACAUACAAACCCAAUGUCUCUAUAUCCCAUAUAAAUGUUUUAAAUAACAAGACAACAAAAACCAAGAUCACACAAAAUAUGGAAUUGGGAACAGCAACUCCAGCACCAAAUUCCAAACCCCCACAAAUCUCAGAAAUGUUUUCAAAAUUUGCAAUUGCAUUCAAAGCUAAAACCUUUGAAUUCUUCACUGAAGAAGAAGAACAAGAAUCCUCCGCCGCCGUCUCCGCCGCCGUUUCUGACAACGAAGAUGGUUUCACUCUUCUUGAUUCCACUGAAGAUUUCAUCACUGAUCAGAAAGUUAUCAUUAUCAAACCUGAUACAAGUUUGACUUCCAAAAGUCAAAAUCAAACUGAAAGUCAAAAUCUUGAUUCAUGUCAUUUUUCACCUUCAAUCAUUCAGCCCUUCAAUACCCAGUUUGGUAAUUAUCUAAUUUCAUCUGUUUUUGCUGUUAUUUCAUCAUUUGAAGCUUCUUAUCUUCAGUUACAAACAGCCCAUGUGCCUUAUGAUGAAAAAGGGAUUAUCUUUAAUGAUAAAGCUUUAGUUAAUCAACUGCAUAAAUUAUAUGAAUUUAGAGGUUUAUAUAUAGAUUCAAGAAAAAACCCAGAUUUUAGGAUUGAAUUUACUUCUGGGUCUUGUUUAGAAGCUCAAGUUAAUGAGAAUCAAAACAAGUUAAGAGCUUUAGAGACUAUGUUUAAUAGGUUACAAUCCGAUAUUGAUGGUAAAGAUGAUCAUGUGUUGAAGUUGAGGAAGGAAUUGAGCGAAAUCGAUGACUUCAAUUCGAGGUUGUCAGUUAAGUUGUCGAAAAUCUUGAAACCCCCAAAUGGGUUUUUGCCUACAGUUAGGGUUUUUGAUUCUAUGUUGCGGGAUGCUUGUCGAUGUUGUCAUCGGUUUACAAAGCUUUUGGUUCAGUUGAUGAAGAAAGCAGGGUGGGAUUUGGGUUUGGCAGCUAGUUAUGUUCAUCCGAAUGUUAAUUAUCUGAAAACGGGGCAUAAUCGGUAUGCGUUUUUAUCGUACGUGUGUUUAGGUAUGUUUCAAGGGUUUGAUAGUGAUGGUUUUGGUGUGGAUGGGAAUGAAAGUUGCGGUGAUAUUUCGAUGGAGUUAUUUGAGCAUGUGUCGGUUAAUCCAUUGGAGACUUUGAAUAAGAACCCUGGUUUUCCUUUUUCAAAGUUUUGUGAAAGAAAGUAUAACGAACUUGUGCAUCCGACGAUGGAAUCUUCAAUAUUUAAGAAUGUGGAUAUAAAGAAGGAGGUUUUGGAUUCAUGGAGGUCUUUAAGCGUUUUUUAUGAUGCUUUCGUUAAUAUGUCUAGCUCAAUUUGGUUACUUCAUAAACUGGCUCAUUCGUUUACUCCACCAGUUGAGAUCUUUCAGGUGGAAAAAGGGAUCAACUUUUCAAUGAUUUACAUGGAAGAUGUAACAAAAAAAGGUGCAUAUCAUGAUAUAGGGGUAUCGAAGGUGGGAUUUACAGUGGUACCAGGGUUCAAGAUUGGGAAAACAAUUAUUCAGUCUCAAGUCUAUCUAACUGGAUCAAUGCACACAAAAUAAGAGUAUUCUCAGCUGCUUGACCCCUAUAGAUAUAAUCUGAUUGAAUGUUAGAGUUUUGAUCUUGCGGUUCAUAAGUAUAGUUUCCUGUUGAUCGAAAAGGUAAGAGAGGGAGAAGGUAAAGAGCAGAAGAAAACAAAAGAUGUCAGAGUUGGUUGAUGGUGGUAAGUCAGAGAUAGGAGGUGCCAAUCCUCAAGGAAAGCAGGCAAGCAAAACUUUUGCCUAAAACUGGGCAAACUGGACCAUGCACACCCCUACUUUAAACCACUAGGGAUCUCUCAUAUUGGUGAGUCUGGGUAAUAAUGAUUAAAGGGUAUUCUUUUGUUAACACAAGGUUUGUUCCUGAAUUUGAAAUUGGUGGUCGUUUUAGUACUGGUCUCGGCUAUUGGUUGAUAUCCUGGUUCAGCCAACUCUAUUUUGAUAGAAAUGUACUUAUAUGAAUGCCUUUUAUGGGGUUUCCCUUGAAAUCUGGUUGAGGGCGAUGAGUCGAAAUCAUUUCGUAUACUGGUUGCAGAUAGUUUAUCUAACGUUGUUAGUUUUCAUUAUGCAAUUUCAUGUUAGGUAAAUUCAGUGUUAUAAUUCAAGCUUUACUAGAGUUUGUUAUGCAUUGGACCCCCUUUUGUUUGUUGGUAAGCUUCUCUCAUGGAAACUUGGAAAGCAUGUCAAGGUUUAGGUGACUUUUGACCAUUGUUUAGAAAUCCCGACCGACCAUAUCCAUUUUUUAAAAAUCGGUCCUGUUCCAUAUAAAGUGUUUGAAAAAUAAUUGUAGAUGGCAAGGAUCGAAACAGCGACGUGGGAUACAAAGAUAAUCACCUUAACAUUAAACCUACUUAUGUGGGUCAACCUUAAGCCUUCGUAGUUCUGUAUUUCACAUAUAUAUAGACACAAUCUGAUAGUUUUCUAUUUUGCUUAUCAUUCGACUUUGUUUCUCCCAAUUGUGGAUCGAAUAGGAAAGACAGGAAGAAGGUAAAGAGCAGAAGAAAACAAAAGAUGUUGGAAUUGGUUGAUAGUGGUGCUUUGAGCAACAAUGAUUAAAGGGUAUUCCUUUUGUUCGCACAAGGUUUGUUCGGGAAUCCUGAAUUUGAAUCGGUGUUUCAGUACUGGUUUCAACUAUAUGUUAAUUUUCUGGUUUAGUCAACUCUACCUUGAUAAAAAAAAAUGUACUUGUAUGAGUUUCUAUUGUGGAAUUGCUCUCGAAAUCCGGCUGAGGGGAAUGAAGCGGGAUCAUAGGUUGCAGAUAGUUUAUCCAACUUUGUUAGUUUUCAUUUCUUGUUUUUGAGUAUGAAUCGGAUCAGUAUCUCUCAAGUCCAAUUAUAAGACAAGAUGCAAUUGCAUGUUGGUGGAGACUUUAAAUUUUAGGUGAAUUCAGUGUUAUCAUCAAAGCUUUACUAUAGUUUGUUGUGCAUUGGGCCCCUUUUGUUUGUUUGUUUGUUUGUAACUUCUCUCAUGGAAAAGCAUGUCAUUUGGUGUAAAUUAAUGACUACUGUCUUGACUAAACAGAAGUAUGUAUAUUUUUCUGGCUAUAAAUAUUCAGUGCAGAGUACAAA